CCAUCAAAGUCUCAGUUCACCCUCCGCAAAUUGCUCCCUCUUUGAUUUCACACGCAAAUACUACCUUCCCAGAAAAAAAUUUUCCCCGGAAAAAGGAAAAUGACGGAUAAUAACGCAAACACGAAGGCCUUUGCUGGAAAUUCCCGUUCCUCACUUUCUCAGUAAUCAAACACUCCCAAAGUCGUACAACUCAAAUAUAUUUUCCCAAUUUGUCUCUAGUCUUUAUUUAUUUAUUAAUUUUCUCAAUCCCUAGUUUCUUUUAUCUUUUCUCAAUUUUCUUCACUGGUUUGGUAAUGAUGGUGGUUUGGUCGCCAUGAGCUGAGAGACGAGAGAAAUACGGUUAAGACUGUGAAUUUUGCGGAGAGGCAUCGAAAAUGGGUUCGUCACUCUCGAACCUGACAGAGGGAGCGAAUGGUUCGACCAAUGGUCCGGGCCUGGGGGACAUACCGGAGAGCUGCGUGGCUUGCGUGUUUCUGUAUCUAACUCCGCCGGAGAUUUGCAAUCUCGCGCGGCUCAACCGGGCGUUUCGUGGGGCGGCGUCGUCUGAUGCGGUCUGGGAAACUAAGUUGCCCCCCAAUUACCACGAUCUGCUUGAUUUUCUACCUCCAGAGAGAUACCAAAACUUGUCGAAGAAGGACAUAUUUGCUUUGCUCUCGCGCCCUGUACCCUUUGACGAUGGCAAUAAGGAAGUUUGGCUGGACAGGGUUACGGGAAGGGUUUGCAUGUCAAUAUCGGCAAAGGGGAUGGCCAUAACUGGGAUCGAAGAUCGAAGAUACUGGAAUUGGAUUCCUACGGAAGAAUCAAGGUUCCAUGUUGUGGCCUAUUUGCAACAAAUUUGGUGGUUUGAAGUAGAUGGAGUGGUAAAGUUCCCUUUUCCCGCUGAUGUCUAUACCCUGUCUUUCAGGCUUCACCUAGGAAGAUUUUCUAAACGGCUUGGACGGCGUGUUUGCAAUUUUGAGCAUACUCAUGGUUGGGAUAUAAAGCCAGUAAAAUUUGAGCUGUCUACUUCAGAUGGUCAGCAGUCAUCGUGUGAGUUCUGUUUAGAUGCGUGUGAACAUGAUGAUUCAAGUGGUAAUCAUAAGCGAGGAUGCUGGAUAGAGUACAAGGUGGGUGAAUUUAUUGUCAGUGACUCGGAACCUGCAACAGAAGUUAGAUUUUCCAUGAAGCAGAUCGAUUGUACUCAUUCCAAAGGUGGACUUUGCGUAGAUUCUGUGUUCAUUAUUCCUAGUGACCUAAAAGAGCGUAAAAGGAAGGGAUUUUGAAGUAGUAAAUAUAUACUCAACAAGGAACUCGUCUCUUACUGUCAGUGAUCCCAUUAGAUUUUAGUUGGGAUUUAUUACACCCUAUACUUCUGAAAUUUCUAUGGUGAUUUAGAGGAUGUCAUCUAAUCUGGUUUUUGCUGUAGGUAUAUAUGUCUUCAAUGCUUCUGUAAUUUUCAUUUCCUUUAAGCCUGGUCCAGUAUUUUUUUUUUGUUUUUUUUUUUUAAUCUUUGAAGAUUAACUGAGAGUAUUAUCCAAUACCUUUGUUUUUGCCA
Molecule: messenger RNA, 1534 nt
Organism: Ziziphus jujuba (common jujube)
Lineage: Eukaryota; Viridiplantae; Streptophyta; Magnoliopsida; Rosales; Rhamnaceae
Product: F-box protein PP2-A15
Exons: 3
Coding region: 375-1262 (295 amino acids)
Molecular function (GO): protein binding
Source: RefSeq, a predicted model, not a curated record